CCGGAGCCCGUCGGAGCUCGGGGCGGCGGCGUUCGCCGCCGGCCAUGGCCGCGCCUGCCGCGCUGCUCAGCCCGCACCACCUCCUGUCCUUCUGCUUCCCCGCCGCCGGCGGGCUCCUGGGCUAUGCCGACCUGGAGAAGGGCUACGAGGGCGGCGGUGGCGGCGACGCGGGGGACUUUAGAGAAGCCACCCGGGACCUGCUGAGCUUCAUCGACUCGGCCUCCAGCAACAUCAAGCUGGCGCUGGACCGGCCGGUGAAGUCGCGGCGGAAGGUGAACCACAGGAAGUACCUGCAGAAGCAGAUCAAGCGCUGCACCGGCAUCAUCGCCGCCGCCGCCCCGCCGCCCGCCGCCUGCCCGCCCGCCGCCUGCUCCGCCCGGCCCCCGCCGCGCCGGGAGCCCGCGCAGGCGGCGGGCAGCAGCCUGCAGAGCAAGAGCCUGGCCGCCCUCUUCGGCUCCCUGCAGCGGGGUCGGGGCGCGGCGGGCGGCGCCGAGGCCAGGGCGGGCGGUGGCGGCGGCGGCGAGAAGGCGGCGGGCGGCCCGCGGAAGGUGCCGCUGCGGGACCGCAACCUGCCGCCCUCCUUCUUCACGGAGCCGGCGCUGCCCGCGCCCGCCGCCCGCGGGCCGCCCGCCAAGGAGCCGGAGAAGGGCGGCGGUGGGGCUGCCGAGGCGUCCGAGUUCUUCGAGCUGCUGUGCCCAGAGUACGGCGCGCUGCUGCCCGAGCACGCCGCGCCGCCCGAUGCCUUCGGCGGCCGCCUGCCCGCCGAGCUGGGGCUGGAGCACGGGCUGUACGAGCUGCCGCUGCCCGCCGGCCCGCACCCGCUGCUGGGCGGGCUGCUGUACCCCGAGCCGCCCUGGAGCCCGGCCGCGCCCUGCAGCCCGCCCAGGAAGGCGCCGCCCGAGCCGCUGCGCCCGCUGUACCCCGGCGGCCCGGAGCCGGUGCCCGGCGGCGGCGGCAGCACCGAGGAGCCGGGUGGGCACCUGCCCGCGGGGUUCGCCCCCUUCUUCCCCGAGUGCCCGCUUGCUCCGCCGCAGCCGCCCUACGACUACGGCGCUGGGUACCCCCGCACGGGCUACCCCGGGCUGUAGGGCGGCGGGGCUCGGGGUCCGCCGGGGCGGGGCUGACGGACGCUGGGGCAGCCCGAGGGCCACACGGGGCUCCGCACACCCGAAACCGCGGCCACGGCUCCCGCAGGAUCCAGCCUUGUGCGCUGCCUCCUCCUCCUGCGGUUUUGGGGGACGCUGCAAAUAAAAUGUGAAACUUUGGGUUCCUUCAGGUGUUUUUGUAGCGGCCGGUGCCCCCCUUUUUCGUCCUCCUUCGUAGGGGGCCAGGACUUGGCUGUCUGUAGGCGGACGCGUUGGUGUACCUGUAGGUACCUGGGGACGAGGGCUGCACUCCUCAAAGGCCGUGGUGACCGCUCGUCAGUGAUUUCAGUCUAAACCUAAAGCUCACGUCAACAUUUGGGGUGCGUUUAACAUUUUUCCCGGGCUCGUGUUCAUCACAAGUGCUGGCAGGUGUUCAGCUGAGGUCGCAAAGGCAAGAAAAUUGAAGUGAAGCAAAAUUAAAAAUGCUGCUACCAAAACUCAGUGUCCUGAAAUUUUAACAACGUCUUGCAGGAUCUUGCAAACGGCAGUUUAAAGCGGUACGUGAGUUAAUUGAUGGCUUAAGUUCGGGACAAAAAUUUACUGUAACUACUGCGGCCAUGUGAUUCCUACAGACUGCUGGAUUUCUUCCAGGAAUGUGUCAAAGCUCAGAAAGCAAUGCGGCUCGGUCUCAUUGUGUACAGGAGAUUAUUUGAUAAUCAUUUAAGUUAUGUAAAAGAGUCUAUGAUAGGUCCUAUAAAAAUAAAGCUACACAAUAGAUCCGAGAUCUGUGGUUGUUACUGCCGUUGAAACGCUCCGUUCACGGGGCUUUCACCGCGCCUCCAUCCUCUGUAAUGGUUUCUUGGCAGGAGUUAAGACAGGCAGUGGGUUUUGUCUUUCCUAAAUCUUUUGAAAUGCCGUAUUUUAUCCACAGCGACCCGUGCUUGUUUUGCCUUCAUUUGUACCGACUGUUUCUGUAACUUAGUAGAAAGAAAGGAGCGAAAAUACACUACAAAGGCAAGGGAUGAAAAUUGUUACAGUUAUGAAAACAGAUCAAACUUCUCGGAGGUUUCCUAUUGAGAUGCAAGUUUUCAAAGGCAAUCCUGCAGUCUGGCUCCUUGCCAGUCCCAAGUGGAUUGUUUGUUUUUGAAACGGGAUCCACAUACGGAUCAGCCUGGGGUUUUACCCUCGGUGGUGACAAAUCCUUAUGCCUUCUGCCUUUUAAAAGAUAAUGCGGAAGGUAAAGCAGUUUUUCUUCAUUCUUCAACCCAGUUUUAACUUUUCAGGCACUUGGGGUUAAGAUGGUGGGAAGUGUGGAGAGGUGAAGGAAAAUAUUUUGGAAAUAAACGGAGGUAAUGUUUUUUAGACAAUGGUUUAAUUUUACUUUUAAACAGCAAAAGCUGUAACUGCUGCUGCCAAUUUCCUCCUCAAAAGCUGCCCAAGGUCUCCACAAGCUGUAUGCAAAGGAACCACUGUGGAUGAAGGUCCACAACACUCCAGCACCCUGAUGGUUGAGUGCUGUUCAGGACAUGCACUUUUCAAGAAGAGUUUUGCAGUAGUUUAUUUCACUAAGCUUCACAAGAGUGUGUAUUAGGAUAAUUGGGCAGCCUGUCCAGCCAAGGUAGCUACAAAUUAGGUUAAUCCUGCCCUGCUGCUGGUUUUGAUGAUGGGACAAUGUCCUACUCUGUGAGUUUGGUCCUGCCUUCUUCACUUGGGCAAACCUCCCAGUUUGCAUUCAGGAGCUGUGUGCUGCCAGCUCCCAGCAGAGCUUGGGCCUAACUGCAUUUGAGACUGCCUAGGCAAGACUAGCUAGGGGAUUAUUUGUUAUUUCGCUUGGAGAUGUGUUUUUAUUUUUGCUUUUUUUGUUUUGUUUUGUUUUGUUUGGGUUUUGUUUGUUUAGCGACUGCUUCACACAUGUGAAUUUGGAGCACAUAUUGGCAGCUGCUUGGAGUAUUUCAGCUUGAUGGUGCUGUGCUAAUAAUCUUGUUGCCCAGCUUUUCUCACCUGAGCUGUGCACCCAAGAUCUGUGCUUUCAGCAGACCAGACAAAGGAUGGGGGUGAUGAUAAUGCAGUGGCCACUGCUAAGGAAAGAAACCUUUUUUUCAUUUAGGAUGUAUUUAUCUCAAAAGCUCAAUAUGCAGAUAUGUAUUAACUGGGGAGCUAAUCCGGAUAGCCUGUCCUGUCAGCUCUCUGGUUUCAGGUGUCUUUCACUGGCUCACAGGUUUCAGUGGGAUUUUGUUCAAAUAAUGUCAAAAAGAGGUCUUCAGGAAUAGAUUCUGGGAUAAACAUUGCAAACCUGAAUGGUUUGGUUGCCCUCAGGUCUCAACUUUUUUCCCAAGUGGCCAUGAAGUGCCAUGUAUCUGACCUGCCAGUGUUUUUCACUUAUUUGGUGUUCUGCUGCCUUAUAGGUGGUGCUAUGGUGCUCAGAAGCUGAGCAUCAUCAGCCUUCUUGGCUUAGACCUUGUCUAAAACCAGUGGAGAAGUGGCCCUGUGGUUGUCAGCAGAGCUGGGCUGGUACAAGGCUGGCAUGGCAGCCCAUUCCCAAUGCUGCCAGGUUGGAAGGGUUCUUUGUGGGUUUGCAAGAAGUUGGGGGCAGGAUUCAGGAGUCAGCCUGACUGAGCAGCAGUUGCAGAUGUUUCUUCAACUUAGCCUCUAUCCUGCAACAGUUCCUUAAAGAGGGAUGUUCAGUUUAUAGGAGCUUGCAGUGAAAUAAAAAAAAAAAAGAAAUCUAGCCUCAGUGUUCUUCGAAGUAUGGCUAUAUUUCUGCCAGAAGAUAUAUUUGUAUUUGAGGAGUACCUGGCAUGAGAAGACUAAUAAGGAUGGAAAGGAGCUGACAACACAGACCAAACAAAAGACUUAUGUGUAACUCCUGAGGAGCAGUGGAGCCCCUCUCUGCACUCUGGGGGUGGUGAGGGCACCCGAUCAGCCCAGGGAUUGCCAUCUAGUGAGGCUGCAUCUUCGAUCUCCUUUGUGCAUGUGUGGGCUCUUUUUGUUGGUUGUUUCCCCUAGCUUGAAUAGUGCAGGCACUGAAAACAUCACCUAACAGUCUCGCUCAGAAACACCCUUAAGAAACUGUUUUCUCUGAAACACUAAAGAGCAUCAUCUGAAGAAUCUGCAAGAAUAAAAGCUUUUGUAAUUGAGCAAGAUAUUUUGGGGUUUUUGAUGCACUUUUAUGAGGAGUCUGUCCAAAUGAACUAAAGCUGAUUCUUUUUAGCUUUUCAGUCUGAAGUGUGUCCCUUUGAAAGGAAAGGGGCUCUGUUUGGUUGGAUCGAGGUCAGACUACCAAACUAUUUCACUUUACAAAGCCUGCACUGAGUUCCUCAGAUACACUAAACUCCAUUUUGCUGCGGGUGUAUUUUACAUGUAUUACCUGAUUUUACAGGAGAUUUUGAUGAUAAAGCAUACACGGAUUAAUUUCAUGUGUAGUCAAAGUUGAUAAAGGGGAAUGACAAGAACCCUUCAUUCUCUUUUUUAAAUGAGGGAAUCUUACCUUACCUUAGUGAUUUACUGAUGAGUAACUAAGGGUUCGCCAUGAAUAGUGAUUAGAUUUUCUGACAUCUCAGGAUUUUCUGACAAACAUCUGUGUCUUUCCCAAAGCAACUUCCAGAAAAUGUUUUUUAAAAACAGGCUCAUUAACUAUUUCAUGGCCUGAGCUUGGGAUUGCUCUAAUACAGCCUGACCAUUGAUGAUGAGUCACCUGGGAUGAGUUUACAUGGUUGAUCAAACCGUGUUAGUAAAAAAGAUACAGACGUUUAUUGUAAACUCUUUUUGUUUUCUGACUUUUAAAAUAAACUGCAUUUGGCAACAGUG
This is a messenger RNA of Empidonax traillii (willow flycatcher), 4892 nucleotides long. It is a transcript of the gene FAM181B, whose product is annotated as family with sequence similarity 181 member B. The transcript has a single exon. The coding region runs from base 45 to 1088 and encodes 347 amino acids. The record is from RefSeq and is a predicted model, not a curated record. Lineage: Eukaryota; Metazoa; Chordata; Aves; Passeriformes; Tyrannidae.